Misgurnus anguillicaudatus (oriental weatherfish) is the source of this 2354-nucleotide messenger RNA. Lineage: Eukaryota; Metazoa; Chordata; Actinopteri; Cypriniformes; Cobitidae. The record is from RefSeq and is a predicted model, not a curated record.
GUGUUUUCUGAGAAAAGUACAGUUUUUUUAUCUUGUAUCUGAUGUAAUCUUGCAUGUUGUUUCAACAUUUAGCCAGACAUGAAUUUUUUUAAUGACCACUUCUUCUUCUGUUAUCAGUUCAUAUGUGGUAAUGUAGAUGUGAUUGUUAUAAAUACAAGGAGUUGCUGUAAGUUAUUUGCCUUGGUCGUAAUCAAGCUGCAAUCAAAGGAUUUUUGCUUUUUCACACAUGUACACGUUUAACAUGCUGGUACAAAAGCUAAGUUGGAUUACUUUGCUGCUGUUACUUUGCCAACAUGGUGUGGAGGGAAGAAAAGCUUUGGCCUGUGAGGGUGGCACUGCAAACCUCCAGUGUUCCAAGGGUUACAUUAAUGUCUAUAAAGCCAACUAUGGGCGGGCUGACAAGAUAACAUGCUCUAAAGGGAAACCAAAGAGUCAAAUCUCAAAUGAUCAGUGCUUCCAAGAAACAUCCAUUCAAGCAGUGUCCCUAAGGUGUGACGGAACAACAAGCUGCUCGGUUCCUGUACAGAACUCAGUUUUCUCUGACCCGUGUAUUGGAACUGUGAAAUACCUUGAUGUGACCUACGAUUGUCUCCCAAUUAAGGGAAUUGCUAUCUGUGAACAUAAACAAGCAUACAUUAAGUGUGAUACUGGUGUUAUUCGCAUUCAUCACGCCAAUUAUGGACGGAGAGACAAAACAACUUGCCGUUUUCCGUCAUCAAACACAGACGAAUGUUUGUUUCCUCAGACUACACGCCUUCAAUUUCGUUGCGAUAAAAAGAAGUCAUGCUCACUUAAUGCUUCCAAUUCUGUCUUCGGCGAUCCAUGUCGUGGAGUUAAUAAGUACCUGGAAGUGACUUACAGCUGUGAAAAGAAUUUUGGUAUCAAGGCGGUGAACCUCAUCACAUGUGAGGGAGAAACUGCCAAGCCCACCUGUGCACAGGGAACUAUUAAAGUGCUUUCAGCCAAUUAUGGGCGUACAGACAGCAAAACCUGCUCUAGUGGAAGACCAGCUGGUCAGAUUUCAAAUGCUAAGUGCACUCAGAAUACAACACUAAGUGUGCUGACCACUCAAUGUGAUGGAAAGCAGAAUUGUUUCAUUGUUGUGGGGAAUACGGCUUUUACUGACCCCUGUCCUGGAACUUACAAAUAUCUGAAUGUGUCUUAUGAGUGUAUCCUACCACCACCACCACCACCACCACCACCAACUGUACCAUCAAAGAAUCAAGUUACAUGUGAAUCAAACACCACCCACCUCAGCUGUGACCAUGGAACCAUAAAAGUGCUUUCAGCCAAUUAUGGGCGUACAGACAGCAAAACCUGCUCUAGUGGAAGACCAGCUGGUCAGAUUUCAAAUGCUAAGUGCACUCAGAAUACAACACUAAGUGUGCUGACCACUCAAUGUGAUGGAAAGCAGAAUUGUUCCGUUGCUGUGGGGAAUAUGGCUUUCACUGACCCCUGUCCUGGAACUUACAAAUAUCUGAAUGUGUCUUAUGAGUGUAUCAUGCCACCACCACCAAGUGCACCACCAAAGGAUUUACUUUCCUGUGAAUCAGAGACUGCCCAUCUCAGCUGUGCCCAGGGAACCAUAAAAGUGCUUUCUGGCAAUUAUGGGCGUAUAGACAACACCACUUGCUCUAGUGGAAAACCAGCUGGACAGCUUUCAAAUACUAAAUGCAUUCAGAGGAAAUCGCUCAGUGUGUUGGCCAAUCGAUGUGAUGGAAAACGGCAUUGUUCAGUUUCUGCCAUUAACAUGGUUUUUGGUGAUCCCUGUAAAGGAACCUACAAAUACCUGAAUGUGUCCUACACCUGUGUCUUAACAACGAGUAUAAUUUGUCAAAAUAAAAGCAGUCAUAUUCACUGUGAACGGGGUCGGAGAAUUAACAUUCAUUAUGCUAAUUAUGGGAGGAGUGAUACGGUGACUUGCACUCAUCAUCUUGUUGGCGCCGUGUCCACAUGUUUCUCAGACCAGACCAGUACCUUGCAACACAGGUGUAAUGGAAAGACUCUGUGUCACGUUCAUGCUUCAAAUUCAGAGUUCACUGAUCGUUGUCCUCAAGUCCAUAAAUAUUUGGAGGUUUUAUACAGUUGUGAUUAACCAUGAUGAAUCGAGCAAUUAAAACAUCUGCAUAUCUCUAUUUCUGUGGCAUACUAUGGAGUUGGGAGGAAAUCUUCGUUUUCAUUCAUUCAUCUGAUUUUAUACAUUUAACAAGGCUGAUUUUUACUCAUUACGCUUUAGUCAUUGUGAAUUACUUAAGUAGAAUCUGAAUGAAAUGUUUGUAUUAUAAAAUUAAUAUAAAUAAAUAAAAAAUUAUUAGACUUAAAUUGAGAAAUCUGUAGAAUAAAUUCAGUUUAAU